Pyricularia oryzae 70-15 is the source of this 1290-nucleotide messenger RNA. RefSeq lists its product as uncharacterized. The record is from RefSeq and is a predicted model, not a curated record. The coding region runs from base 225 to 1118 and encodes 297 amino acids. The transcript has 2 exons. Lineage: Eukaryota; Fungi; Ascomycota; Sordariomycetes; Magnaporthales; Pyriculariaceae.
UUUUUACACAUUGGCUACCUGGGUUAAGACCACCGUCACACAAUUUCGAAAAGACUUUUUCCCAUGUCAUUUCCCAUGUGCAAGGAAGGCGGCCAUGCGAAUUUCACGUGAAUGAGACUGGAGUCGGUUCAUCAAUGCAUCCCUUUCCAUAAAAUUACAUUCCUUUUUUGCAAGUUGUAAUUGACCCAGGAUUCUGAGCCGACCACGCCAAGGUCUCAUCAGCCAUGUCCAACCGUGUUCUCCAGUACUUUUACGCGCCCACGUGGGACUACCCUCCGGCCGGCCCGAUCAAGCUCGGAAAUGUGCUCAUGUCAAUAAAAAAGCCCGAGAACCCCCUAUUCACGGCACCUCUACCGACAGCCGAGGAGGUCUUCACCAUGAACAAGACAGACGUCGAAUUCUCUACCGAAAAGCUAAACGGCGGCCAUCUCACCAUCUUGACCAAGUUCUUGAGCAUUUUCGGUCUCGGCGUCGACACUGGUGUCCAGUGGGACAGACGCGGAGAGGAUUUCUUCAAGUUCGAGCGGCUCGAGACGGUGCAGUUCGUACCCAGAGCGGAGUACAUCCAGAGCUGCAUAGAGGCCGACCCGGUGCGGACCUACCUGGAGAUGUCCUGCUACCGCAAACCCGUCUACGUCGUCACCGGCAUCAAGACUGUGUACGGCGCCAUGGGGAAGACCAUGGUGUCGCGCAGCUAUGGCGGCAUGGUCGGGGUCGAACUGGACGGUACCAUGAUGAGCGGAGGGCUGGCACCGUUGGGUGGCGGGCCGGAGAUUGGAGGACAGAGAGAGGACAAGAGGUGGACGGCGUGGCAUGGGAGUGAUGAUUUCGUCCUUGCUUUCAAGGUCAGAAAGGUAUACGUGGAUCGGAGGACCGGCAAGGUGAACAAGAAUGAUGACUAUACAAAAGGGGCCAUGUUGGGUAGUGACGAUCCCAAGGCCGCCAGUGUUCCUGAUAUCGUCGUCCGGGAAGAGGAGGACCCCGACCCAAGGGCGGAGGGAUUCUACACAGAAGAAACUAUGGAGGGCGAAAAGGUGGUGUCUUGCUCAUUUUUGUCGAAGAAUGACGACCUGCACCUUCAGCACAGAGCUGAGGUUUCAAAAGGCACACUACUGUAGGUAUUUUACCACUACGCGAUGGGUUUGUUAAAAGCUCAUCCCAGGAUUCACAUCAAUCAAAUUUGAUAGAAACUGUCUGUCAACGAACCGCUGUCCGGUUUCCGGCUUGCGAGGUGGUUUGUCACAAGAUUUUAUAAAGCUUCAAAGAAGGCCUUUAAGAGCUGUUUAACCG